AUGAACUUCUCCAACCAGUCAGCCUUGGAUUUCGUUCUAAUCUCCCAGGAGUAUAGCCCUCACGCCCCUGGAAGAUGGCCUUCUGCGUCCCUGCCUACUACCCCAAAUCCCGUUGAAAGUCAGUCAUGGAUGCAGUUCAGCUGGGCUCAAGUUGCCUUUACCCUUAUAGUUAUCUGGCCCCUUACUGUGGCGAUCCUACGACACUCGAGAGAGCGGCAAAGGAGGAAACGCUUUAACUUCCCUACGAGAGAUUCGUUUGCCAAAAUGACUGUCCGCGAUGCUUGGGCUAUCCAACUUGAUCUUAUGGACACAGAGACCUCCUUUUUCUUCAUGCUUGCACUUAAGUUUGCCAUUUUCUCGGUGAACGGUAUACCUUCCAUUUCCGGUUUGCUGGUCAGGACAAAUAAGCUCCCUUCGGAGCGUGUUCACCUUCGAUAUUCCAUGACCUCUGUCAUGAUAGCCGAAUUUCUCGCCUUUCCACCUGACGAUGAAAGGGCGUUACAGGCUAUAUCUCGAAUGAAUAAUAUCCACCAAACAUACCAGAGAGCCGGCCAAAUUUCAAACGAUGAUCUGCUAUAUACUCUCGGGCUUUUUGCCUAUCUCCCUGUCCGGUGGGUUGGUAAAUAUGACUGGCGUGAACUUACAGACAUGGAGAAGUGUGCCUUGGGAACCUUUUGGAAAGAUAUCGGUGACUGUAUGGAAAUUGACUAUUCUCAGCUCCCGUCUUCUAAGUCUGGCUGGAAAGAUGGUCUCCACUGGCUUGAGGAAGUUACGGAAUGGGGGGAUCAAUAUGAAGAAAAGAACAUGGUUCCCUGUGCUAGCAACCAGCUAGUUGCCCUCUCCGCCAUUGGUAUCAUACUCUAUAUCGUCCCUGACUUCCUAAAGCCGACAGCAAAGAAAAUGAUAUUUGCUUUACUCGAAGAUCGGAUGAUAAAGGCGCUAAUGUAUGUAUACCGUCAGCUCUUUUGUUUGUGUACCUCUUUAUAUUCUAACCACCUCUACAACGCAUAUAGGUUGCCUGAAUCAUCCAACCUUUACAAGAUCUCUGUCAAAACCAUACUCAAUGCUCGGCGUUUCAUAGUCCGCUACUUCUUUCCGCCUCGUCCUUCAUGCAUGCGCUUUCAACCACUGAGUACAAAGGCCGACAAGGAUGGCAGGUAUUAUCUACAAACAUACGAUUCCAAACCUUUCUACAUCAAACCGACAAUAUCAUCACGCUGGUUUUCUCCCGCUGCCAUUGUUAGAAGAGUUCUUGGCCUGCCUUUGCCAGGGGAUAAUGGUAACGAAUAUUACCCUCGUGGGUAUCGGUUAGAAGAGCUAGGUCCAUCCUGGAUCCUAGCCAAAAAGACCAUCAACCAAGAUGUUAAAAUUGCCCGUCAAAGGCUGGACCAAAACCACACCACUGGCUGUCCCUUUGGGUAA
Molecule: messenger RNA, 1422 nt
Organism: Trichophyton verrucosum HKI 0517
Lineage: Eukaryota; Fungi; Ascomycota; Eurotiomycetes; Onygenales; Arthrodermataceae
Exons: 2
Coding region: 1-1422 (473 amino acids)
Molecular function (GO): oxidoreductase activity
Source: RefSeq, a predicted model, not a curated record